Messenger RNA from Elephantulus edwardii (Cape elephant shrew), 489 nucleotides. It is a transcript of the gene PCP2, whose product is annotated as Purkinje cell protein 2. Gene Ontology annotation, molecular function: protein binding; guanyl-nucleotide exchange factor activity. NCBI's taxonomy places the organism in Eukaryota, Metazoa, Chordata, Mammalia, Macroscelidea, Macroscelididae. Bases 1 to 489 code for a protein of 162 amino acids. The record is from RefSeq and is a predicted model, not a curated record. The transcript is spliced from 4 exons.
AUGGCCCAGGACAAGAAGGCAGAGGAUGGGGGCCUGGCAACCUGCAUCCAGGGUGGGAGCCAGCAGCCAAAAGAGGCACUGGGGAGCCCAGGAGCCCAGGGACCGGCUGGACCAUGCAUCUGUCUCCAGGCGGGCUCCCCGGACCAGGAAGGUUUCUUCAACCUGCUGAGCCACGUGCAGGGCGGUCGCAUGGAGGAGCAGCGCUGCUCACUGCAGGCUGGGCCAGGCCAGGCGACCGAGAACCAGGGUGUUCCCUCGCCUGAGAUGGACAGCCUGAUGGACAUGCUGGCCAGCACCCAGGGCCGCCGCAUGGAUGACCAGCGUGUGAUGAUCAGUGCCCUGCCUGGCUUCCAGCCCGUGGGGCCCAAGGACGGGACACAGAAAAGAUCCGGGACUCUUAGCCCCCAACCUCUCCUCACUCCUCAGGACCCGACCGCUCUCAGCUUCCGCCGGAACAGCAGCCCCCAGCCGCAGACACAGGCCCCCUGA